Messenger RNA from Paramuricea clavata, 9857 nucleotides. Lineage: Eukaryota; Metazoa; Cnidaria; Anthozoa; Malacalcyonacea; Plexauridae. The record is from the annotation of a GenBank genome assembly.
CCUCCAACCCAGAAGCUGUAAUAAUCAUCCCCAUAAUUACUUCUAUAUUUAGUAAUGCUCUCAACUGUGGGUUGGUCGCCAACAUCAUGAUUGCCGCAGACACAAACUAAUGGUAUCUCCGGAUCUAACUCUUUAAAAACUGCCUUAAAAUCUUCAAACUGUGCCUCAUAGUUUCUCCGUCCAGGAAAAGCAUCUAUCAUAUCUCCACAGACGACAAAAAACCUUGGUCUGGGGUGAAGGUUGUUGGCAGCUUUAAUGGCAACUCUUGUUAACUCUACUUCGUCUUUCCAAUCUCGUUUUUCUUCGGGAACUUUGUUCCAGGUAUCCUUUAAACCAAAUUGCGUAUCAGCGCCGUGAAUAAAAAGGAAAGGUCCGGUCCAUUUGCCUUCCUUCUCUUGAGAAAAGCCAGGGUAUUUUCGCUCGUUUGGUUUGGUUCCAAGGCCGGCCAUUUUUGUUUUUAUUUUCAUUAGACCCUGGUGUAUGUUAUUUAAGUGGAAAGUCAGCUUUAUGUGACGUUGCAGCAUGUUUCUUUUUGUUCUGCAAGUACUUUUGUAUAUAACAUGUGGCGAAGUUGGAUUCCGAUUAGUUUACGAAGCAAGUCGAGCUUUGGCGGAGACGGUGCAGACCAAAAACACGGCAGGCGGCGGGGACAUUUAAAUCCAUCUGAUAAAAUCGAAAGCCAGACUUCGAAUCAUGCUGAAAAAAACAACUUUUUUGGUGGAUAAAUGGCGUUAAUAAAAUGCCUUGAUGCAGAAUUUGUCCAGGUAAAGUAUAAAAUGUGUAAAUAUAGAAGUUGGGUGAAAAGCCAAAGCGAAUUUAAACGUAGAUAGAUGUGUAUUUUGACAGAAAUAAUAUGAGCCUAUUAAGGCCAUUUUAAACCUCGUGUUGUUGCAAUUUAGAUCAGUUGUUGCAAUUUACUGUAUGUUAAUACCAGUACUAUAUAAACUACGUGUCCUAUUAAAACAAACUUGGUUUUUGAUGUGAAAAUACACCCACUAUGAGUACCAAAAAAUAGUUCAUCUAAUAGUUUGGUUCUACAUAUUUUAACCCAUUGAGCCGCAAUGUGGCCCAUUGCGCCCUACAUAUUUUUUUACUUGUCUAACGCCAGACAAUUUUACUCGUCAAUGGUGAAGCUCUGCACCUUAAUGGGUUAAUUUCUACUUUUUCAGGACAUUGUCAAUGUAUUCUCUAAUGGCAAUUGGUGUUGUAGUAUGUGAGACAUGAAAGUUAUUGGUAAUUGAUUUUACCAUAUUAUACAUGAAUCAGAUUGAUGAUCUCUGAAAAUAAUUAUACAUAAAAUGUAACUGUGAUGUUAUAAUUGUUUUAUUGUUCCUCCUUUUUAGGGAAAUUAGGCAUAAGUUUGGCUACAGUGUUAAGGUGGGUGGGAAUAUUAAUUUGAUAUUUUGCACAUUUAGUUCUCUUUCUGCCAUAAUAUAAUAAAAAGUACUUGUAUACUGUUUUGGUCAGAAAUACCAUCCUGCUUGAGACCAUCAUGUUUGAAACAAUAAAUGAGCCAUCAUAAUGGUUGGAUGAUAAUGAAUUUUUCUCAUUCUAGUGGUUCAUGUAUUUCAUAUCUGGCUUUCAAUCAAACUGAUUCGUUUAACUCUGCUGUUAAUAAAUAUAUAAAUGUUGAAGUUCCAAAUAGACAACAAUUACGGGAUACAGGUUUGUUCCUAAUUGUUUUUUGCUUUUGGUCUGUAAUUACAACAGCAAACACAUUCACACAGUUUAUUUUCAUCUAGUAAGUAAUUUUAAUUUUCCGUCUGCAGGUUUCUGCAAAUUCAAAUAAUGCAAAUUUAAAUAAGGUAUAAAAUUUUUAGGACCUCAAGUUCUUGGCUUUUUGGUUGCUCAAUUUCCAAAACAGAUCUUGAAUUUAACUCAGUCAGAUCAUUUCUUCAUCCGAGAUCUUUCUCAGAAGGUUAUAUCAUCUGCCAGCCUACCCAAAGGUAAUAGCAAAGUUUAACUUAAUAAGUUUUUAACCAGCUGGCCUAGUGUCACCCAACUAUGUUAUGGAUGGCCAACUGCCUUGUUAUCUCCAUUAAUCAUAUUUGACACUCAAAUUCCAAUAGGCAAGUUACUACAUCUGUACAUAGUUUCUGUUAAUAGUUUUGUUAAUCUGUUGCUGAACGUAUUAUUUUAUUCUGAAGGUUUCAGUUUUGAUGCUUUUCUUGAAGAAGUUCCUGGUAGUACUUUGACAACACUAGCAAGAAACACCUUCGUUGAUGAAGACUACUUCGCAAUCAAUUCUGAGGUGUAUAUUUUGAGUCAAUAUGACCAUUUUUAAUCCUUUUCAUCCUUUAUUCCAAACAUUUGGAAAAUGGCUGAUAAAAUUUGCCUCUAUUAAAAAUUGACUUUCAACUGAUAAAAAGUGUUGGUUUUUCAACCCUCUUUUGUUUUCAAUUUAUUUUUCAAAACUUCAAACCUUUUUCUCAAGUCUACUAUAUACUCCAAACAAUUGAAAUGGUCAAAAACCUUUCAAGUCUGUUAAUAUUUUACAUUACAUGCCUGUAAUGCUUGUACCUUUCUGUUAUUGUUAAGGUUGUUCAAAAGAGUGAAAAAGAACUGAGCGAUGCAUUCCGUCAACUGCUAUCUUGCCUGCCAACUUCAAGACAAUGUGCCAGGUGGUUUACUGAGUCUGCUUUUCAUGGUGGGAAAUCUGGUCAUAACUUGUACAAGGUAUGGAUGAACAAAAUAUUUCCUUUGCCAUUUUUUUCUAUGACGAGCGCACUUGUUCAAAAGCUAGCAUACUACUACUAGCAGAUGAGCAAAUAAAACUUGUCAUAUGAAAAUUUGCUUGUCUAUAACUGGCUUUAGUAAUUAUUGAAGAGCCUCUGUUGAAUUGGACAAAUGCACAACGUUUAUUAUCAUUGCAGACAAUAUUUUGGCAUCCAGAAGACGAGGAUCAUCUCGAAACAGUUUCCUCAGUCGAAGAAAUUAUCUUGUUUCUGAAAGCACUUCGAAAACAUUCUGAAGUAAGUAAGCUUGGUGUGGUGCAUGAAGUAAGUAACGAAAUAAAGCAUGAUAGCGUGGGAAAAAAUGUGCUUUCAAUAAAUUGGAACUUACUCAUUUUCGUAGUUUCUUUCAUGUUUCCUGCAUUUCCUCCACCGCACACAAGAUAAUGUUUCAAGGUCGAUGCGCAUUGUUUCAAGCUAUUGGUUCGCGUGCAUUCCAUCAAAUUUGGAGAAUAUCAACAAAGGCCAUCAUAGCCGCCUUAUAAGCUAAGCAUUCUCUUGUAACGCAAUUUCUGCCAUACUGUACAGUGUAACCAGAGCUGUUUUAACUAAGAACAUGGCUCUGUUUCCGCACGUUGCAGCAAAAAUUGCCUUGUGUAACAUGGCCUUAUACGAAUCUCGUUUAAUAGACUUCUGUAGCAUGAAGUUUUGUUUUUUUAAGCUUGAGAGACACAGAUCACUUAUCUUGAAGAAUAACGGAUUAGACUUGCUGCGUUUAGUGAGCAUAAGCUACACAGACGUUAGAAUUACAAGAUUGGUGUCCCAUGUUCUUGGAAAUUUAGCAUUAGAUGAAACGUCGCACAAAGAAAUUCUUCAAAAAGGUGAGCCUGUGUAUAUAGAUCGCCGUGAUAAAAAGAGAUUUCUUCAUUUUUUGCAUGUUACAGAAAGCUGAUAUAAAGUCUUCUUCAAAUAGGUUGGCUAAGAGAGCUGCAGACGUGGAUAAAAUCGAAGGUAUAUGGUGUAAAAAGAACGGCAUGAACGCGCACGAUGUGGGGGAAGCGCAAAAGAGAUACUACUGUAUUCCCAAAGCUCCUUCACGCGUCGCUCAGCCUAAAACUAUUUUAUCUCCGCAUUGCCAUAGGACAUCGUUGUCAAAAGUCACUCAGUACGAGCUCUGGCUAAUCUGGACAGGGACGGUGAGAGAGGUCAUACUUACGAAGAUGGAAUUUUUGUUGCUUACCCAGAUAAACAACUUAAAUGGUACGUCUGCAUGGUCACUAUACUACUUUUUGAUUGCUUGCCAACCGUUACAAUACUUGCCUGCUCGCAACCUGUUACUGGAGAAGAACACUAUUAUAAUGCACACUGCGAGACUUGGCUGAUUACGGCGAUUAGGUUUUAACUAAGAAAUUGCUUUAUUUAAAUAGAGACUGUUGGUAUGGAAAUUUAGUGGUGUAAAUGAUCAUAUACUAUAAGAUCUCAUUUUCAAAAUUCUCGAACAGCUGUAGGCCUGAGGUUGAUCUCGUGUUUGUUCAUGGUUUACGAGGAAGUCCAUUUAGAACGUGGAGAGGUAGAACAGAUAAAACCGUUGAAGGAAAACAAACAGACUGUUGGCCUAGGGUAUGAUUUUAGUUUUGAUAUAGCAUGUUGAUAGAUAUAGAUGUACAAUAAUACAAUGUAAGGUGAUAUAGUGAUAUACUGUACACCGCGAAGUAGAGAAUAUUCAUUCGACUGUAUACCGCUCGAGAACAUGUAUCGAAAAUCGGUCAGUAUUCGUAUGUAAGCUUGUUGAACUCAUGACAUACGUAAUAAUACAACUUUGUACAACUUUGUACAAAGUACAACGUAAUAGUACAACUUUGCUUCGUAUAAGCUAUAUCACAGGACAAGCACGAGGGAAUAAUCCCAUCAUGCAUUUGUGCAUUGCAGGUUGCGUCAUAUUAAUAUUGGAUAUUAUAAUAUAGCAUUUGUAAAUUCUGAACGCUGAUUGGCUAAGAGCCGUGUUGAUAUAACUCAAUGUCAACACGGGAAAUUUUCCGCCGCUUGUAAACACGGAAAUUUUUCUUAUCCUUCGGGCUUUUGACAUUGCUAUAUUAUAAAAAAAAUAUAAAACAUUUUUCCGUAUUGAUAUAUAGUUAUAUCAACACUCGUGGAAGUUGGGAAAACUCGAAAUUGUAUGAAAACACUCCGCCCUUCAGGCGUCGUGUUUCCAUACAAUUUCUCGUUUUCCCAAUUCCACUCGUGUUGAUAUAACUGUAUAUCAACACGGAAAAUGUUUUAUAUUUGUUAAAUAUAACUCAACAAACUACAUGAUGGUUUGUUUCUGAACUAUAUUCAAACCAGUCCUUACAGAUACCUCUUUGCCAGUGUCCCAGCAUCUCUUUUAAAAUCUUCUGUAAAACGAAAACCUCCGUUAUAUUGGCAUUUUCUACCCCUUUAGAGUCCCCAUUAGAGAGGUCUGAAGCGCUUCGAUUCUUCAACGCUAGCGUUUCGACCGAAAACUCUUCGCCAAUAGAGGCGUAGCCAUUGUUCUACAAUGUAAACUAACUUUCUUUUAGGAUUGGUUCCCAGUUGACGUUCCGAGAUGUCGCGUCAUUUUGGUUGAAUACGAUACAGAAGUGAGUGGCUGGACAUCCAAAUGUCCAAUGCAACCUGAAAUGUAAGUCGUCAUGGAUUUUUGCAUUUCUUUGAUUUCUUUACCUGUGAUAUCAAGUUCUGUAAAUUUUUGGAAUUAAAUUAUAGUACAUUUGCCCAAUUUAUUGCCCACCAACGCUUUAAAAUUAUUGUUACAGUUUUGUAUGGAGUUACCAUCCAAAGGCUUUCAGGAAUUAUUUGGUGCGUGUAUGGGGAGGGGGGAUUUCUUCCCUCUCCCCCUCCCUAUUGUCGGGUAAUAGUAUGCGCGUUAUUAACUGGGGUAACAUGCAAUAUCUAACUGACGUUGUUAUUUAUAGUUCUACCAUUGAGUAUCGAAGCUCCGAACUUUUGAACAAAUUGAAGAAUGCUGGUGUAGGGAGACGUCCCGUUGUAUGGAUUGCACAUUCUUUGGGAGGUGGGUAUAAGUAUGGUUAUGGCAUUUGAAAAAGGGGUUAUGGCAUUUGAAAAAGGAGUUAAGACUGAAUUGCUGUGUCCAUUCGUAUCGUGUUCAUUUAUAUCAAUUGUUGUAUAGGUUUGAUGGUGAAACAAAUGCUGUUGGACGCAAAAAAAUCACUUGAAUUCUGGUAUGUAAGUUUAACAAGCCCAACUAGACCACAUAUAUGCAGUCAGUGAGUUGUCAGCACUGAAUUGGCGUUGUUAAACCGUCAGAUCAUCAGGUUAAAGAACCUUUCUAUGUUUUCUAUGUUUUAGUUCAUUGCACGUCAACACUAAAGGUGUCGUAUUUUACGCUGUUCCUCACAGAGGUUCCGAUAUUGCUUCAAUGGUAUCUGGCAAAGCAAGAUAUUUUCUUUUACCAUCCUUUGAGGUCAAAGCGUUACAAAAAGGUGACACCAUAAAUCCUCUAUUAAGCCAUCGUCUCAAAUCAAAUCAUCCUCUAAUACACCUUUUCUCUAAUACACCUUUUCUCUAAUACACCUCUUCUCUAAUCAUCCUCUUCUCUAAUACACCUAUUCUCUAAUCAUCCUCUUCUCUAAUACACCUCUUCUCAAAUGCACCUCUUCUCUAAUGGCCCUCUUCUCUAAUCAUCCUCUUCUCUAAUACACCUCUUCUCUAAUCACCCUCUUCUCUAAUCAUCCUCUUCUCUAAUACACCUCUUCUCUAAUCACCCUCUUCUCUAAUCAUCUUCUUCUCUAAUGCACCUCUUCUCUAAUCAUCCUCUUCUCUAAUCACCCUCUUCUCUAAUCAUCUUCUUCUCUAAUGCACCUCUUCUCUAAUCAUCCUCUUCUAUAAUGCACCUCUUCUCUAAUCAUUAUCUUCUCUGAUGCACCUCUUCUCUAAUCAUCCUCUUCUCUAAUCACCCUCUUCUCUAAUCAUCUUCUUCUCUAAUACAGCUCUUCUCUAAUCACCCUCUUCUUUAAUCAUCUUCUUCUCUAAUGCACCUCUUCUCUAAUCAUCCUCUUCUCUAAUCACCCUCUUCUCUAAUCAUCUUCUUCUCUAAUGCACCUCUUCUCUAAUGCACCUCUUCUCUAAUCAUCCUCUUCUAUAAUGCACCUCUUCUCUAAUCAUUAUCUUCUCUGAUGCACCUCUUCUCUAAUCAUCCUCUUCUCUAAUGCGCCUCUUCUCAUCAUCUUCUCUAAUGCACCUCGUCUCUAAUGCACCUCUUCUCUAAUGCACCUCUUCUCUAAUACACCUCUUCUCUAAUCAUCAUCUUCUCUAAUGCACCUCUUCUCUAAUGUACCUCUUCUCUAAUGUACCUCUUCUCUAAUGCACCUCUUCUCUAAUCAUCCUCUUCUCUAAUGUAUCUCUUCUCUAAUCAUCCUCUUCUCUAAUCAUCCUCCUCUCUAAUGCACCUCUUCUCUAAUCAUCCUCUUCUCUAAUGCACCUCUUCUCUAAUUAUCAUCUUUUCUAAUGUACCUCUUCUCUAAUGCACCUCUUCUCUAAUCAUCAUCUUCUCUAAUGCACCUCUUUUCUAAUGGCCCUCUUCUCUAAUGCACCUCUUCUCUAAUGCACCUCUUCUCUAAUGCACCUCUUCUCUAAUCAUCAUCUUCUCUAAUGCACCUCUUUUCUAAUGGCCCUCUUUUCUAAUGGCCCUCUUCUCUAAUGCACCUCUUCUCUAAUGCCCCUUUUCUCUAAUGCCCCUCUUUUCUAAUGCCCCUUUUCUCUAAUGCACCUCUUCUCUAAUUAUCCUCUUCUCUAAUGCACCUCUUCUCUAAUGCACCUCUUCUCUAAUGCACCUCUUCUCUAAUGCACCUCUUCUCUAAUGCACCUCGUCAAUCGUCUCCAUCUAAUGCGGCACUUCUCUAAUGCACCCUUCUUUAAUGUGCCUCUUCUUCCCCCUUGCUUUCAUAACCUCCCCCCAAAAAGAUUAGCCUCAUUUUAUCAGAUAUUACUUACGUACCAUUUUAGGGUCGGAAUAUCUCGAAAACCUUCAGAAAGACUUCGUAGAUUUUGUACAAGAAAACAAUGUGGAUGUUCUCAGCUUUGCUGAGACUCAACCUGCAAGGAUUGUACGCGAUACACUUAUAGUUUCUUCCGACUCGGCAGGUAAAUUUUUAAAAUUUUGCAAAUUACUGAUACCAUAUCCUGAGGUAGCAUAUGACUAAUUUUAACACAACUUUUAGUUUAGGGUAGCUCUGUCAGUUUUACCAUUUUAUAACCCUAUAAUCUAGCUUUAUCUUUAAGACAAAGCAAGUUAAGGGUUAAUGAAGAGCGACUGGUUUAAACGUUCAUUUUUCCCCCUAAGAUCUUGGAGUUGGUGACUUUAUCCCGCUUCCCGCCAACCAUUAUGAUGUAUGCAAACCAUGUAGUCGUUGGGAUCCUGCUUAUAUGAGGACGGUUAACUUUGUCAAACAACAAUUGGACAUGGUCGAUAUUGAAGACUUCAUGCCUGCUCUUUUGUUUUAAACGAGUCGUGGACACAUGAAGAAGGUAGGAUGCUGUAUUGCUUCAUUAGGUUCGUCGGGAUCCGUGGUGCAGUCUUAUGUUCUUUCGGUAGAUUGUGGUUUUUAAUGUUAAAAACCACAAUUUAAAAACAGCGAUUUCUUACCCUAAAACUAUUCUAGUUCUUACAAUCGUACUCCUAACCCAUAUACUAAACUAAUAUCUACCCUAUGGCUAUGUUGUCCGUAUAAGUAAAUAACCGUAUUUGGGUUAAAUAAAUAAGUAAAUAACCGUAUUUGGUUAUAUAUUUCAAUAUGGAAUUAUUUCGAAAACGACGGGAUUAAAAAUAAAGAACAGUCACAUUCUCUCCACAAAAUGUUCGGCUAGGAAAAUAUUCGCACAUUACCGAAAAUCGUCGAACAUUACGACUGGCAAGAUCUUUAUUGGGAAAUCCAUCAGUAACGUCUUUUUCUUAUCUUCUUGUCCGAUGUUGAUUUCUUGGUCAUAUUUCAUUCCAUCGUACAGUACAAAACCUCCAGUCAAGUUGCUGGGUGAGGGUUUUAAAGUCUUCCAAAUCUUUCUUUAGAACAUCCUUGAAUCGUAGUCCAGGACGUCCAUCAGGUCGAUUCCUUACUCAAGGGUUCCUUGAAGUACCGAACAGCCCGGCAGUCGCAACGGCUUCAUACGGCUCACAUAACCUGUCCAGCGGGCACAAAUGAAGUGGAUCCUGUAGAUUUGAUUAUUUAUUUCGUUUGAUAGUUCAUCCUUCCUGCACCUUAUAAGCUCCAAGAAUGGAACGGAGACGUCUUCUCUGGAAUGCACUCAAUCUGCUUUCUUGUCUUCAUAGUUUUGCUUAGAUUUUAGCGCCAUAAAUUAGCACUAUACACUAUUUCAAUAAGGAGGCAAACGAUCAUAGAUGCGUACUUCGGCGCGCGUUGAUAGACAUAUUUUUUCCCGUAGAGAGAAGCCCGAAUGUAGAUACAUCUUUUCCAAGCGACCAAACAGAAAUUUCCUGGUCAAUAAAUAUUUUAUUCUGUUAGAAAUGAACAUUUAUUGUAUCCUCUCAGUGUACAAUUAUAUUUAUAUAUAUAAGGUGCAACUGCAGUACGGUAUAGUAUAUGUGUCUUAGGCUUUUGCUCUAGCUUUUAUUUGCAAUUUUGUGCAUGCUUUUCCAUAUGUGUUUGCUUUUACCUGUAAAAAUAUUAUUAACUUUCCAGAACUAAUUGUAUAUUCUGUAUAGUUCUUUAUUUAUACCGAAUAGCUUAGAGGUCCAGUGCAGGGCCAUUCGUUUUGUACGAGUGUCACCAAUUAAGGGUAUAUAAAGGGGAAAAUCUUUAGUGACUGGUAGUGUAAUGAGUCAGGCUGAAAGCGCCCAUGUGCAAUGGACACUAAAUAUGCAAAUGAAAGAAAAUAAAUAACAUUGACUGAAACCUAAAACAAGCCAGAACCCUAAACCAUCAUAGUGAAAUCUUUAAACAUAGGCGUUGUUUUAGGGUCAGGUUUCAGUCAAUGUUAUUUAGUUUCUUUCAUUGCAUAUUUAGUGAGGACAUGAAAGGACAUCUCCCACAUGCGAGUGAGGCAAACGUGGGCAAAAGAGACAAGCACCAAUUUUGUAUUAAAGCAUGGUCACAAAGAUGUAAGACACUUGAAGUAACCAUUGUGAUCUCACAACUCGUUCAGGUACAUAAAUUAUGAAAAGUGCAUAUCGAC